This is a messenger RNA of Sorghum bicolor (sorghum), 1824 nucleotides long. RefSeq lists its product as uncharacterized. NCBI's taxonomy places the organism in Eukaryota, Viridiplantae, Streptophyta, Magnoliopsida, Poales, Poaceae. The transcript is spliced from 5 exons. The record is from RefSeq and is a predicted model, not a curated record. Bases 111 to 1583 code for a protein of 490 amino acids.
CAUCCCUAAUAAGGACUCGAGGACGAAAAGCUGAAGAGGUUUCGGGUCAUCCGGAAUCGGUAACGCUUACCCGUCCUCACCACUCGCGCCGUCUCCCUCGCUUCGCAGCCAUGGUGAAGAGGCUCAGGCGCAAGGGCGACGCCUCCUCCGCGCCGCCGCCCAAGGCCGCCGCCCCUGGGUCGACCAAGCCCAACAAGUUUAAGAAGAAGGGGGUCAAAACCGAUCCGGAGAAGUUGAAGGGCAUCUCUGAGGCCUCUGCUUCGGCGCAGACACCCGCCCCGAAACCAGUCAAGACUAGUCCGGCGGCGGCGGCGGCCGCCGGAGCAGAGACUGCAGAUGACCGGGUCGCGCAGAGCAAAACGGAGGAUAGGAAGAUGAGUAGGAAGGAGACGGUGAAGGGGAGAGAGGAGAAGAAGGGAGAGGGGGCCAGUGACGGGGUCGCCCAGAGCAAGACGGAGGGGGAGGCUAAAGAGAGAGCGACGAGUAGGAAGGAGAUGAUGAAGGGGAGGGAAGAGGAGCGUGUGAAGAGGGAACAGAAGAGAAGGAAGACGACGGGGAAGGAAAAGGAGGAACAAAGUGGCUCGGGAUUCAUAUUCAUGUGCAGUGCGAGGACGAAGCCAGAGUGCUACCGGAACGGCGUGUUUGGCCUGCCUAGGGGGAAGAUGGAUGUGGUGGAGAAGAUCCGGCCAGGGGCGAAACUCUUCUUGUAUGAUUUUGACCUCAAGCUAAUGUAUGGGGUGUACAAGGCAGAUACAAGGGGAGGAUUGGAUCUUGUGCGACAUGCCUUUGAUGGGAAAUUCCCUGCACAGGUUAAAUUUAGCGUUGACAUGGAUUGUCUACCUAUUCCCGAGAGUAGUUUCAAGAAUGCCAUUAAGGAGAACUACUCCUCAAAAGGCAGGUUCAGCCAGGAGCUCAACUCUAAACAAGUUCAAAGGCUAUUGGCAAUGUUCAAGCCUAUUGGCCUUUCUCACCCAGCUCCACAACAUAUUGAGGAAGUGCGACGAUCACAUAUCUUUGAAGAUAUUCAAAAACCGAGUGAUUAUGAAGAAAGAAGACGAUUGCAACAUAUUGAAGAAAGGGGUGCGCCUAUUAAUGUCCAUGCACAUCCUCUUGAAGAUCAGUACAAGAUCACACGAUCAUUAAAUCCUCCACUUCUUGACGAGCCUCGACGUGGUGUGGUGCUAGAUCCUUAUCACAUGCAAGAGCCUCAACAUGUUCCUCUUAGUUACUAUCACCAAGUGGCUACUAGGUCUCCAUACCAUCAACCUCAUAUGGAUAUUAUGCAUGAAAGAACUGCAGCUGAGGCUACUGUCAGGGAUCCACUUCUGGUGAGAGAUCACCGAGCACUGCCAGGAGAGCUUGCUGCACGGUCUGAACGUGUGGAUGAGCUGUACCGUUCCUACAAACUCUCUACACGCGCAAUGGACCUCAAUCCGGGAGCAUCCUACUCCUAUCAGACAAUUUAUGAGCACCCGACUAGUGUUUAUGGUGAAGGCAUUCAGAGGCCAAUUUUGACAAGGGUCAAUGGCUCAAGCGUGCCUGUGUCCACCCGUUAUUCCUUUGCUGGCCCACUCGGAUAUUGAUGAUCACCCAGAUGCACUCAACUUGGCUCCAGCCAUUUUACCAGGCAACGGCUUCUUGUACACUGUUGGAAGCCAGGAUAGAACUUGAUGGUAGUAGCUUUGCAGUUUAUCUAUCGCCUUUGGUUUCUUUUGCAAGAUAAAUGUAUGAAAUGAAAUGUGGGCCUCGUUUGACCCAAGUUGUUUAAACAAAAAUGCAAAGAGAUGAAUGGCUUUGUGUCCAUUCGCAGGUGUUUUUUUCGUU